GGAGUCACACUGGCAGUGCUGGCUGUCGGGCGGUUGCUUUGCAAAGUCCUGCUCCAGAAAGGCUUGCAGCUUGCUACAAGCGAAGUGCAUCGAGGGAGAGACAAAGUAAAAUGAGGCUGUUAUUCGUCAUUGCCAUCAUCUGCACUCGUCUUACUGCGGUGCGGUCUCUGGUCUGUGAAGCCUGUUCGGGAGCGAUCUGCACACCACGAAAUAUAUUGUGUGCAGUUUCGGUCACCAAAUGCGGGAUUAUUUCGAGUACAACCAUCUUCGAUGGAGUACGGAGAGACAGUAUUAAGCAAGGAUGUGUCAUCAAUCUGAAUGGAACAUCUUUUACCUCUGGGCGCUUUUUUGCCUCCAAGCAAAGCAAGUCCUGUGACUCUAUCCCUUGUGAUACUCAGACGACUGCAGAUCCCGCCAAUAGGACCGAGAAUGGAUUGAAAUGUUUCGGGUGUUACAGGAGUAACUCCGCGGCCUGCACUGAAGUUCAGAAAAAGGUGAAAUGUGUGGGCCAGGAGAAUCGGUGCUUGACUGCAUCAGGCAAUAACUUGCUCAAUGGUGGCAUGGCCCUUUUCACCAAAGCCUGUGUUACUGAGAAUAUCUGCACACAACCUGACAAUUUGGCUGAAUUUUUCAUAUCCCUGAAGAUGCUCAGGUGCUGUGCUGGUGCUCUGUGCAAUAGGGAAACAGACGGUGCAGGUAGCAGCACAAGUACGAUUGGCACUCCAACUGCGGCUGCAACUAGCACUCCGACUGCGGCUGCAACUAGCACUCCGACUGCGGCUGCAACCAGCACUCCGACUGCGGCUGCAACCAGCACUCCGACCGCGGCUGCAAGCAGCACUCCGACCGCGGCUGCAAGCAGCACUCCGACCGCGGCUGCAAGCAGCACUCCGACCGCGGCUGCAACCAGCACUCCGACCGCGGCUGCAACCAGCACUCCGACCGCGGCUGCAACCAGCACUCCGACCGCGGCUGCAACCAGCACUCCGACCGCGGCUGCAACCAGCACUCCGACCGCGGCUGCAACCAGCACUCCGACCGCGGCUGCAAGCAGCACUCCGACCGCGGCUGCAAGCAGCACUCCGACCGCGGCUGCAACCAGCACUCCGACCGCGGCUGCAAGCAGCACUCCGACCGCGGCUGCAAGCAGCACUCCGACCGCGGCUGCAACCAGCACUCCGACCGCGGCUGCAACCAGCACUCCGACCGCGGCUGCAACCAGCACUCCGACCGCGGCUGCAACCAGCACUCCGACCGCGGCUGCAACCAGCACUCCGACCGCGGCUGCAACCAGCACUCCGACCGCGGCUGCAACCAGCACUCCGACCGCGGCUGCAACCAGCACUCCGACCGCGGCUGCAACCAGCACUCCGACCGCGGCUGCAACCAGCACUCCGACCGCGGCUGCAAGCAGCACUCCGACCGCGGCUGCAACCAGCACUCCGACCGCGGCUGCAACCAGCACUCCGACCGCGGCUGCAACCAGCACUCCGACCGCGGCUGCAACCAGCACUCCGACCGCGGCUGCAAGCAGCACUCCGACCGCGGCUGCAACCAGCACUCCGACCGCGGCUGCAAGCAGCACUCCGACCGCGGCUGCAACCAGCACUCCGACCGCGGCUGCAAGCAGCACUCCGACCGCGGCUGCAAGCAGCACUCCGACCGCGGCUGCAACCAGCACUCCGACCGCGGCUGCAACCAGCACUCCGACCGCGGCUGCAACCAGCACUCCGACCGCGGCUGCAACCAGCACUCCGACCGCGGCUGCAACCAGCACUCCGACCGCGGCUGCAAGCAGCACUCCGACCGCGGCUGCAAGCAGCACUCCGACCGCGGCUGCAACCAGCACUCCGACCGCGGCUGCAACCAGCACUCCGACCGCGGCUGCAACCAGCACUCCGACCGCGGCUGCAACCAGCACUCCGACCGCGGCUGCAACCAGCACUCCGACCGCAGCUGCAAACAGCACAUGGACGACAGCUAGGAACACCACAUCAACUGCAGCCCCAAAGAUCACAUCAAAACCAGCUGCGCUCUGCUGUCUUAUUUUUCUGAUGGCACUCAUGGUGUGAAGUGAUGCUGGAGUUUGCUUUGCUUAGUUUGCCCAGUCAUAGUGAUACUCUGAUUCAUUCCGAAUUAUAUUGCUUCGGAAAAGAAAAGGCAUUAGUUGAGCUGCUGGUGUCUCGGAUAUGAACCCUGCCAAAGUCUCUCUGUUUAUUCCCCUUCACCUGGCGCUGCUGCUACCCACCUCUCAAACUCACUUCACAUGUGGAGAGAAACAGAAAGAUCUCCCGAGCUUCGGUGCUGCAAUUCACAAGAACACAUGGUCACAUUUAACAUUGACUGGGACCAAUGGGAACUCACCCCACACAUUGUGAACAAGAUGAGGGGUGGGGUGGGCAAAUAGGAGAGAUAAAUGUUUUUUUUUUAUCCAAAUACAGAGGUUUCGAAGAUUCUUUGGUUUGUCUUGUGAUUGUUCACUGUAAUUCAUAUUUCUCUUUCUAUACUUCUUCCUCUGUUACUCUUUCUAAAUCUCCACCUCGACAUAUAUUGUCCUCUAUAUUUCCCCUCCUGCCAGCUUUCUACCUGUCCCUCUCUCUAAAUCUCCAACACUCUCUGUCUCUCUCUCUCUACGUACCCCCUUUUUUGGACCUCUUUAUAUUUCUCAAACUCUCUAUCUAUUUUUGGACAUCUCUAUCUCUCUCUGUCUCUCUUUCUACAUCUCAAUUUAUUGGUGUCUCUUUCAGUUCCCACAUUUUCUGUUCUUUCUUCCUCAGCUCUCUCUGAAUUUAAUCGUCAUUUCUCCCACUCUUUUUUUGUGCACUGCUUUGUUUUUUUUUGCUCCUCUUUAUCUCUUUUGCUCCGUCUCUACCCUCCCACAUGUUUUAAAUUUGCCUGCCUCGCUAGUCUGCUCUUUCCCGAUAGCCCUACCAGUGAUUCAUUGUUGAAUAUGUAUCCAGCUAUGUUUUGCACAUCACGGUUGAACCUGCUUCCACCACGUCUUUGGCAAUGCAUUCCGAAUCAGAACAACUCGCCAAAUAAUAAUAAUAACAAUAAAAUGCUACCAGUGUCUUCGGUUCUAAUGGGAACAAUGUUAAAUCUCUGUCCUCUGGUUAUUGGCCACUUCGCCGCUGGAGACAGUUUGUCCUCUUUAUUCUUGCAAAAACAGUUAGGACUUGGGACACCGAUUCCCGACCUUCCCUCCAGCUCUCAGGAUAAUAAUGUCACCAUUUUUAUUCUCUCCAUAGAACUGAAGUCGCUCACAAUUAGUGCUAUUCUGGUCAAUGUGUUCCUUAUCCCUUCUCGCUUGUUUUUGAUAAGGCACGGUCAUGGAAUUGUGGCUUUAUAACCUCUGCUGAAUUAGUAUUUAAUGUUUUGGUGAACAUCCUUUUUGAUAAUAAAAUGUCCUUGCCUUGUGCUUC
Molecule: messenger RNA, 3422 nt
Organism: Carcharodon carcharias (great white shark)
Lineage: Eukaryota; Metazoa; Chordata; Chondrichthyes; Lamniformes; Lamnidae
Product: putative GPI-anchored protein pfl2
Exons: 6
Coding region: 111-2072 (653 amino acids)
Source: RefSeq, a predicted model, not a curated record